AAACUAUUAACAAAUAUUCAACACAGCACGCAUUUGAACAGAAACCAAAAAUUUUUCUUAAAGCUUUGAUGUGUUUUCUCAAUAACCUACCAUAUCAAAAAGGAAGACCUUCAAGUAACCUCACAUUAGGGCCUUAUUCUGUUGUGACAGUUGUUUGUUUUCUUGUGUUAUUGCUGCUGUUUGAAAAAUUGAAUUUCCUUUAUUUCGUAUGAUUGAUAAGAAAAGUUCAACUAUGGGAAAAAGUGUAGGCGAAAAAGUGUGUUGUGUGUGUUUAAGCGCAGGUUUCAACUUCAAUAAACUCACCACAAAAGACGGAAGCAAAGUUACAUUACUCACGAAAUUUCGAAUGUGCAUUUCAGAAGUAGUCUGGCUACCCUGUUUUUACAUAUGUACAGAUUGUACCGAAAUACUAGAUACAGUGCACUCAUUUCGUGAGAAGUGCAUAAAGACCGACCGUAUCAGACGGGAAGAGCAGGCAAAACAUGCAGAACAAACCAGCAGCGAAAUUGCCAUCAAAGAUUCCCCGUGUGAAAGCAAUUCAAUUCAGGAUGCACGGACGAAGGCAGAAGACUCGCAAACCGGUAUCAAUGAGGCUCUAGAAUGUAAUUCGGAUUGUGAAAACGACGGGUCUAGUCAUUCUAGCGAAAAUGAUCAGGAAAAUGGCGAAUUGGACCGAAAACCCAAAAAGAAUAUUGUGGCCUUUAAAUCGAGUAGAAUACUGAGAAGAAAGAGAAACAGGAAAUUUGCAUGUUACAAAUGCGAGAAAAGCUUUACAGCUAGCACGAAAUUGGUCAGUCAUUGUGUGAAAGAUCACCAAAUGGAAUCGAAGAACAUCAAGCCCUUUGCCUGUGACAGCUGCCCUCAAAGAUUCUCGUCUUCUUCAAACUUGUGGCAACAUGUUAAGUACCACGAUGGGGUGAAAUCCAGCAUAUGUUUGUACUGUGGAAAGGGCUUUAUUACUAAAACUGAUUUGCUCAAUCACGAAAAGAAGCACCUGAAUAUGCGGGAAUACAAAUGUGAAUCUUGCAGCAAAAGCUUCAACACUCACAAAGACAUUAGGUCGCAUCGUCUGAUUGUUCACACCGACUCUUCCAAAUGGAAAUACAUUUGUGAAAUUUGCACAAAACCAUUUCCAAUUAAAUCCAACUACGACAGCCACAUGAGAAGACACAUGGGCGAUAAAAAAUUCGCCUGCCAUUUGUGUGAGAAGAAAUUCACCACCAAAUGCGACCUGCAAAGGCAUACCAGAAGCCAUUCCGAUGUUAGAGAACAUCAGUGUUCGUACUGUGAUAAGGAGUACAAGGAUGAACGAGUCUUGAAGGUUCAUAUGGCCAAGUUGCAUGGUAUCGGGAAAGUGAAAAUCCCAGUGAGGACACGCAAUUACGUGUGCCACUUUUGUCCAAAGGCCUAUUUUGCUAAAAAUAAGCUGACUCGACAUCUUUACACGCAUUCAGGAGAAAAGCCUUUCAAGUGUCCGAUUUGCGACAAAAAAUUCAACGACAAAUCCUACGUUAAGCAGCAUUUGAAGAACAGCCAUAAUGUGGAUAGUCAAGACGCGGAGAAAACGAAACUUUGCUACUUGGGAGUUAGUGAAGUGAAGCAGGAAUUGGCGCAGUUUAAUAUGUAGAUUACCGUUGUGGUAUUGCCAGGAAUAUAUUUUUUUCUUUUAAUAUGAAA
Dendroctonus ponderosae (mountain pine beetle) is the source of this 1677-nucleotide messenger RNA. RefSeq names its product gastrula zinc finger protein XlCGF26.1. Gene Ontology annotation, cellular component: nucleus. Gene Ontology annotation, molecular function: zinc ion binding. The record is from RefSeq and is a predicted model, not a curated record. The coding region runs from base 209 to 1627 and encodes 472 amino acids. The transcript is spliced from 7 exons. Lineage: Eukaryota; Metazoa; Arthropoda; Insecta; Coleoptera; Curculionidae.